UUUUUAAAAGUGCAUUAAGAAAGCCAGUCCGUGAUAUCUGCUUCGCCGGACUUCCCAUUGGCGACUAGCCUAGCUUACUACAGUUUUCCACUCCCCCAUCCCCACCGCCACCUUCUCCUCCGCCUCCGCCGCCGCCUCCGCCACCUUCCCUUCUCCAUUAAUAGGGAAAAGUAGUGUUUUCUGUAUCUUUUCACUGUUUACUCCUCUGUGUCUGAAGAUUCUGUUUCACUGGUUUUCAUCGCUCUUCUGUUUUGCCUUCACCUCUUUUCUGGGAUUCAUAAUUUCACCACAAACACCUAAUAAAUUUCUUUUUACUUAAGACAAAGAGGAAAGUACUAGAGUGUUGACUGUUGUGGGUACUCGAGUUUCUUGAAUAAAAACUAAAAAACCUGUUUUUUUUUUUUUAUUUUUUAAACCUUGAUUCUUAAAAUUUUGUUAUCUAUAGAAUUUCGGGUUUCUAAAAAAUUCUCAAUUUUUUUGAUGUGAUUUGAGGCUUUGAGCAUCGCUUUUCUGCCAUUUUUUGGGUCUGGGUGCUAUAAGAAUUAUAAGAAUCGGCAUUGGGAAAAUAAAAAAAAAAAAGUAAAAAAAGAAACGAGUUUUCAUGGAUCAGACUCGGUGUCAGCAGCAACAGAUGAGUUCUUGCCUGACGCGGUUUCGAUCCGCGCCAAGUUCAUAUUUUGACACCAUUUUGAACGCCGCUCCGACGCCGCCUCCGGCCAACUCCGGCGGCGGUUAUGCCAGGGAUGACAAUAUGCUAAGCGCCGGCGGUUCAGGCCCCAACAUACAGCAAGCUUUCGCACGAUUAAUAGCCACCAUGGGGGGUGCCCGGGACUCGAGUUCUUGUAGCUCCGGCGGCGGUUCGGAUGCGAAACCGCCGCUUGUGCCGCCGCCGAAGCAAGAACCCGAAGCUCGUCUGCAGCCACGGCAAGAGAUGAAGUAUUCUAGUCACUCCCAGCCUUUUUCUGGAGGGGAUAAUUCGUAUGGAUUGAUGAGCCCAGUGAAUCCGGGUUGUUUUGCCCCUGUAAAGAUGAACACUGGCGUUUCCAACUCAAAUCUCACUCGUUUUAACAGCUCCCCUGCUGGUUUCUUUGAUCAAUUCAAUAUAAAAAGUGGUACUAAUGCUGCAGAAGCAUCAUUUGCAUCUCCAAACGUGUUCAAGAAUCGCGUGGAUUUGUCACCCAGACAUCCCCCUUCGCGGGGAAUGGCUUCUAUAUCUGAAACGGGAGCCAGUGCGGUGAAGGAAGAAGCCUGUUCGGGGGAUGGCGUCGGGGGCUUCAAUGAAGAUCAGACAAUGGAUGAAAGUUACUUGUCAAGUUUCCCUAUACCUUCUUGGGAUGAUUUAGAUCUCUUGUCUGAUGACUUCCUUAAAGUAACAGAUGAAAAGCCAAGUUUGAAAGCAAAAGCACCAGAUUUUAAGAACACAGAAGGUAGUCGAAGUCGCCCUCCCGGCCGUUUAUCUCAUCACCUCAGUUUACCCAAAAGCUCCGAGGAGUUAUCGUCCAUAUUGCAGGAUUCUGUGCCUUGCAGGGUCCGGGCAAAGAGAGGUUGCGCUACUCACCCUCGCAGCAUUGCCGAGAGGGUUAGAAGAACUCGAAUAAGCGACAGAAUGAGGAAGCUGCAAGAGCUCGUCCCGAACAUGGACAAGCAAACAAACACAGCAGAUAUGUUGGACCUGGCAGUGGAUUACAUUAAAGAUCUAGAGCAGAAAGUGAAGAGGUUAGCUGAUAAUCGUGCCAAGUGUAGAUGCUCGAAUAAGUAGUAGGGCAGGGAUGUACCGAUGAAUGUAACGUGGAAAGUUGAUGAACAUUGUGGGAUUCCUCCUGGCACUAAAUUAAUCACAGAUCAAAAGAAGAAAAUGGGAUGGGAGUGCCACAAAAACAAUUUCAUUUGAUGUAACAUAUGAAGCGCUGUUGAACAUAAAAGCAUUAAUGUUUGUGUUGGGUGUACCCCUCUUUUUGUCCAUAAAUAAUGAAAAGAAUUUGGUAGGCUCGAGUGUCCUUUA
Messenger RNA from Ipomoea nil (Japanese morning glory), 2002 nucleotides. RefSeq names its product transcription factor bHLH130-like. Lineage: Eukaryota; Viridiplantae; Streptophyta; Magnoliopsida; Solanales; Convolvulaceae. Gene Ontology annotation, cellular component: nucleus. Gene Ontology annotation, molecular function: protein dimerization activity; RNA polymerase II cis-regulatory region sequence-specific DNA binding; DNA-binding transcription factor activity, RNA polymerase II-specific. The transcript has 6 exons. The record is from RefSeq and is a predicted model, not a curated record. Gene Ontology annotation, biological process: regulation of transcription by RNA polymerase II. The coding region runs from base 602 to 1759 and encodes 385 amino acids.